Drosophila suzukii is the source of this 335-nucleotide messenger RNA. RefSeq lists its product as uncharacterized. The record is from RefSeq and is a predicted model, not a curated record. Lineage: Eukaryota; Metazoa; Arthropoda; Insecta; Diptera; Drosophilidae.
AAUACAGCCGGAUUAUAUUAUCAUCAAAAUGAAAUACUUCAAGUGCUGCUGGCUUCUCUUCGUUGUACUACUCUUCAUCUCUUCACAAAAUGCCUUGGCGGCUCCAAAACGAAAAAGAAAAGGAUUUUCUUUUCCAAAAUUACCACAUGUCAACAUAAAUAUUCACCAUAAUAAUAUUCACAUUGGCUAACAACGCCUUUAUUAAUAUACGUUUUAGUGUAGUAGUUGUUAAAUAACUUAGUAUGAGUUAAGUACAUAGCUGUAGUCAUGUGUUCCGCUAAAUAUUAAUUCAGCCAUAAUAAGGUUGCUUAAAAAAUAAAAAUGGUCAAAACAUA